Messenger RNA from Lathyrus sativus (Indian pea), 495 nucleotides. Lineage: Eukaryota; Viridiplantae; Streptophyta; Magnoliopsida; Fabales; Fabaceae. The record is from the annotation of a GenBank genome assembly.
AUGAAUUGGAGUACUUCAACAAGUGAUGCUAAUAGCAAAAGGAAGUUUAAGGGAGUUAGACAAAGAAAAUGGGGGAAAUUUGUGUCGGAGAUUCGUGUUCCGGGGAGUCAAGAACGUUUAUGGUUGGGAACUUAUGCUACACCGGAAGCUGCUGCGGUUGCACAUGAUGUUGCUGUUUAUUGUUUGAAGAGACCUUCUACGUUGGAGAAACUCAAUUUUCCUGAUAUUUUGUCUUCGUAUUGUAUUCAACAGAGAGAUGAUUUGAUGUCUCCGAGGUCUGUUCAAAAGGUUGCUUCUGAUGUUGCUAUGGAUGUUGAUGCUAGACACAUUGCAGCCCAAACAACAACAGCUUUGGAUCAAUCUCAUCGUGUGCACAAUGUUGUUGCUGAUGAUGAUGUCUGUUGGUGGGAAGGUUUGGCUGCUGAUGAUCAAGGAAUGGCACAAGUUUCUAGCCAACAAGAAGGCUUGAGCAUUUCCAUUGAAGAUUAUCUAUAG